AUGGCGCCCAAGCGACAGUUUCCAGGGUCAGGAGAUGACACAGCGUUUCCCAGCGAAAAGCGCAACAAACUCGAUGCACCGUCACUCUCGCCCACGCUGGGCGACUUGAGCAAGACCAUUGAGGAAGCGCGGCGACGUGCCAUGGCCGCUUUCCAGAAGUCUGGCUUGCCCGCCAAACCCAGUGCACCGCCUGCUCCUCCCGUGAAGCCAGAGACGAGCAAGGCAGCGGAUAUCACAGCGCCGACGCCAGCACGUGCGCCUGAAUACGAGAAGCCUGUGGGUAUUCACCCCCUCCUACUAGGCGACGCCGCUCGCAUUCAAGAAAAGUUUCGGUCCCUGGCCCCCAAGUUCGCCUCGAUCCAGGCGAACAAGCGUGCGAUCCCUGGUCGACCUGCGCCUCCUACCACGUCGAUCUUGGAUGCGAAACCUGUGCCGCUGAAACCCAAGAACCCUUACCUUGCACACGAAACAGACAAGACCGAGGGUCCAAAGCCAAAAAGCAUGCAUCGCGCUAUGCAAUUUCACCGGCCUGGAAAGUAUAUUAUGGAAGCAGAGCAAAUCCGUCGGGACGAGAAAUUGGCUGCGUUGAAAGAGCGCAUUCAGGAAACGGCUCGGAAAGCGGGUUUGCAUGAUGAGCUGCUCGACGAUGAGCGCAUCCUCCGCCGUCCAGAACCCCCAGCCGCAGAAUGGUGGGAUGUCGCUUUGCUGCCGACCAAGUCGUACAGCGAUGUUCCUGACGUGCCAUUAGCACCACAGGCAUCACGACCGCCGACCUUCCCUCUGAUCGACCAAGAUACCUCCCCUGUGGACCAUCUCAUUCAGCAUCCGAUCCCCAUCCCGCCGCCUACGGCGAAUAUCAAAGUACCAUCACGUGGCGUGAUCCUGACCAAGCAAGAGAUGAAAAAGAUGCGCCGGCAACGUCGUGCAGCCGAGCAGCAGGACAAGCGCGACCGCAUUAAAAUGGGAUUGUUGCCGCCUGACCCACCGAAAGUCAAGCUAUCGAAUUUGAUGCGUGUCCUUGGCCAAGAAGCCGUCGCAGAUCCGACCAAAGUUGAGGCGCGUGUCCGCCGUGAAGUGGCUGCACGACAAGAACAGCACGAGCGAACCAAUGCGGAGCGUAUGCUGACCGACGAAGAGCGACGUGAUCGGCGGAUCUACAAGACCAAGGUGGAAGAGGCCAAAGGUAUUUGGUGCCACGUCUACCGCAUUGGCCGCUUGGAAAGCCCCUCGCAUCGCUUUAAAGUACGCAAGAAUGCACAACAGCAUCACCUGAGUGGCUUGAUUCUUACGCAUCCUGAUCAGGCCUUGGUUGUCGUGGAAGGAUCAGCCAAGGCGCUUAAGGCGUACAAGCGCCUGAUGCUUGUGCGUAUUGACUGGACAGACCCUGGCCGUCCACGGCAAAGCAGUGUCGAGGGCGACGACGAGGAGGCGUCCGUAGCUGCGGACGACGCACCCGCGCUCGACUUACAGGGCAAUACGUGUGAGCUGGUCUUCGAAGGGCCCGUGCGUGAUCGAUCCUUCCCGCCUGGCUCCUUGCGCAUGGAACACUGCCCGACAGACUACAAACUCAAAGAGCUCUUAGGCCCGAAACUGGCUGGCUACUGGGAUGUGGCCAAACGCUCAGUAGCUGCUGCGCACGAAUUGUAA
Molecule: messenger RNA, 1647 nt
Organism: Malassezia pachydermatis
Lineage: Eukaryota; Fungi; Basidiomycota; Malasseziomycetes; Malasseziales; Malasseziaceae
Product: prp3-domain-containing protein
Exons: 2
Coding region: 1-1647 (548 amino acids)
Biological process (GO): mRNA splicing, via spliceosome
Cellular component (GO): U4/U6 x U5 tri-snRNP complex
Source: RefSeq, a predicted model, not a curated record